AUGGCCGAAGAGCCCAUAAGCGCUGCAGCGGCACUCAUUGCCGUAAAUGAAGAUGAAAGACAGCUUCAUCAUACCGAGACGGAGGUCGACGUGUUUGCGCGGAACAUUGAGGAUCGUGUCUCGAAUCUCAUGGGAGGACUUUCGACUUGGUUUAACGGAAUGAACAUGCAAACUCAAAAUGCCAUGCUUUCUGCACAGGAGCAUGUGCAACAGAAUGGGGGUGUGAUGUCUACUGCACGCGCACACUUAUCGAAUCUUGAAUCACAGCUCCAGCUUCACAGUGACCGUGCUCGGUCCAAGUCUCGCUCGUCGGCAGAGCCAAUGCCCGACGAUGCAGUUUUUGAGCUGGACACAAAAGACGAAGAAGAAAUUCUAGAGCGAGAGAAGCCCACAAGAUCGGCGUCUGUAAGCUCCGACGCUGGAAACCAGUCCGAUGCUGCUACAUCGCCACCAACAAGCAACUUGAGCCACAACAGUCUAUGGGACGUACUACGCAAAGUGACAGCUCAUCCGAAUGUUGAUCGCUUGCAGAAUACGUGGAAAAAGAAUACCACUUCAGAUAUUCCUAUUCAAUGGCAGCAUACGCUCAAAGAAGCAGAGUCGCUCGCUCGUGCGUAUGCGCGAAGCAGUGGCGCCGCCAUGCAAAAUGUGAGCAAGGAUUUGCAAGCGAAAAUCCAGAAUGUUGUGAAGAAUCCUCCAACAGAUGAAAAUACGCCGCGGACGACGGAUAAGUCGGCCAUGCAGCCCGUUCAUGUGGUGGAAGAUGAGGACGAUUUCCGCUGGGAUGAUGAUGACGAUGAUGCAGACAACAUGCCAGCUGAUGAAAGGGGUAUGCCGUCACUCCAAACAUCGAAGCCUGCUUCGGAAAGAAAGGAGACGGAGGCAACAGGUCCACAAUCAGAGCCAAAGGAGUCGGUGAAGGCGAAGUCUAAUUCACCAGCCACUGGUGUAACAAAGAUAUCUCUGUCGACGAAUGAAUCCCGACCUUCAGUCGAUGAUGACGCUGACUCUGACUGGGAGUAA
This is a messenger RNA of Malassezia globosa CBS 7966, 1023 nucleotides long. RefSeq lists its product as uncharacterized. The record is from RefSeq and is a predicted model, not a curated record. The transcript has a single exon. The coding region runs from base 1 to 1023 and encodes 340 amino acids. NCBI's taxonomy places the organism in Eukaryota, Fungi, Basidiomycota, Malasseziomycetes, Malasseziales, Malasseziaceae.